AUGACGAUUCCGCAACCAAAUAAUCACAUAACGCGAGCCAUAACUAUCAGACAGCAUCUGAAGCGCCUCCAGGAUCUGGUCAGCGCUGAUGAAGCGGGUGAUUUACAAGCACAUAAGGAGCUAUUGAAAUCCAUUCGUGGGUUGCAGCUGGCAGUAGAAACCCCUUUCGAGACCCUUUUCCGCUUGAACUUCCAGUCGUUACAAAAUAUUGCGAUUCGCAUUGCCACAGAAAAAUGCUGGCUUCACGUUAUUGCGGCAGCGAAGGGCCGGGCCAUUAAAGCUACCGAUGUUGCCCAGCAGACAGGCACUAACGCCCUUAUCACUGCUCGACUCCUACGUCUUUUGGCAGCUACCGGGCUUUGUGAGGAGGUGGGAAUUCAGACUUACGCUGCAAACCAUCGGACAGACUUUUAUAGUCAACCUGGUACUGUUGCAGGAGUCAAAUUCCAACAUGAUAUAACCUUCCCAAUGCUGAUAAAGUCCCAGGGUGGCCAGCUAAGCGAAUAUAUGCGAUCUCAUGAUCUCCAACUGACGGCAAAGGACUCAAAUACGAAAACAUUGUUUCAGUUCACCUACAACAAAGAAAAUCUGUUUGAUUUGGUAGAGACAAUCCCAGAGCGAAAGAGGCUAUUUGACGAAUACAUGUCCUGGCGAGACCGCGGUCAACAGUGCGGAUGGUUUGAAAUUUACCCUGCCAAGGAAUGGUUACCCAAAACAAAAUGUCAACAUGAUCAGGCAUUUGUGGUGGAUAUUGGGGGUGGUAAAGGGGAAGUCCUCGCCCGAUUCAGAGAUAGCUAUCCUGAUCAUCCUGGCCGGUUGAUCCUGCAAGAUCUCUCGUCGACGUUCCAGCAUUUAGACCAGCCCCCUGACGGUAUAGAACUAAUGGAGCAUGACUUUUUCGCACCUCAGCCUGUACAGGGGGCAUGCAUUUACCUCCUUUCCCGAGUCCUUCACGACUGGUCAGACUCGAACUGCGAGAAGAUACUUUCCAACAUUGUGUUAGCUAUGGACCCCGAUAAUUCUACCUUGUUGAUUGUCGAUCGCGUUCUAAAGGACCAAGGGGUGGACCUUGGAGAGGCUAGUUUUGAUAUUCUGAUGUGGAUGAACUACUCUGCAAUGGAACGUUCCACCCAACAAUGGCAAAAUCUACUGGGAAGGGUAGGGCUGCAACUGGUCAGAGUCUGGCGCUCCUCCGGGGCCAGUGAAUGUGCCUUGGAGGUUAAGGUACUGAGGGCAAACUAA
Messenger RNA from Penicillium hordei, 1242 nucleotides. RefSeq lists its product as uncharacterized. The transcript is spliced from 6 exons. The record is from RefSeq and is a predicted model, not a curated record. Lineage: Eukaryota; Fungi; Ascomycota; Eurotiomycetes; Eurotiales; Aspergillaceae. Gene Ontology annotation, molecular function: O-methyltransferase activity. Bases 1 to 1242 code for a protein of 413 amino acids.